AUGGGUGAAGGCGGCUAUCUCAAUCUUGUCAACGGUACACCGUACCGAUGGAAGCGUACUCAGCAGAAUAGCUAUCAGAUGGAGGCCUGGAGCUUCCCGGAGUCCAUCGAUGCAGGCAAGGUUCCCAGCACAUACAUUGAAUUUGACCACGGCGUUCUUAAGAAGCGUGGAGAUACUAGUGGAUCGGUCACCUACAGCUUGGAGGGUACCAACGCUACCUUUUCAAUCCAUGUUCGCGAUAAACCCGCAAACAUCUGGAUUCAGCUCGACGGUCUUGAGACGCUGAAUAACUCUCGCGGCUCAAAGAUCGAACUGGGAUGGCAGCACGACGAAUGCGUCACCUUCGUGCUUUCCGGAAAGCAGGGAAACUUUCAUUCUUCGAACCCGCCUACGGAUUGGAUGCAGCAGAACAGAAACACCCUUGGUCAUCGUCCUCUGUCGCAGAUCUGCAUGUUGGGCACUCACGACUCGGGCAUGUCGACUGUGUCUCACUCUGAUGUUCCAGGCGGUGUCAUUGAUCCAUACGUUCUGUGCCAGUCAGUCUCGGUUCUGGGACAGCUUGCUCAUGGCGCUCGAUACUUUGAUCUUCGGCCUCAGUACUCGGGCGGUCAUUUGUGGACCGGCCAUUACACCGGAAAGGUCGGCGGUCGAGGCGAGUCGAUCUCGGAUAUUAUUUCUGCUGUUAACGAAUUCACGAAAAAGAACGGCGAACUCAUCAUCCUGAACUUUUCGCACUCUCUUCAAACCGACACCGACGAAUGGCGAGAGUUUACCAAGCAGGAAUGGCACAAUCUCAUGAAAGAGCUUCUCAAGCUGAACCACCUGUUUAUCGUUGAGGAUAAGAACAAAGCCAAGAACCUCACCCAACUCAAGCUUGACGAUUUCAUCGGCAACGGCAAGGCAGCUGUUAUCUGCGUCAUGGAGCAGUGGGAUCUCGACAUUGGCGAUUAUGCGCACAAGGGAUUUUACAAGUACGAACAGAUGAAUGUUCGCAAUGAGUACUCCAAUAAAGAUGAUGCUGUUGUUAUGGUUAAUGACCAGCUUGAGAAGAUGAAAGGCCAUAUGUCCGCCAAGGAUAAGCGUCUUUUCCUGCUUUCUUGGACAUUGACCCAACAGGCUCCAUCUUGGGAUGGUGACGUUGUUACGUUCGUCAAGAUUGCACCAAGGUCUUUGAAGCCGAUUAAGAAGUUGGCUUAUACUUGCAACAAAGAGCUUUUCACACGACUUCUGCCUGAGGUCAGUGAUAAGUCGUUCCCUAACGUUGUGUACAUUGAUUACUUGGAUAAUCAGGAUUAUGCGGCUUUGGUUAUCGCCAUCAACGAUAAGGUUUUCAAUAAUUAA
Messenger RNA from Fusarium redolens, 1341 nucleotides. Its product is annotated as PLC-like phosphodiesterase. The transcript has 2 exons. Lineage: Eukaryota; Fungi; Ascomycota; Sordariomycetes; Hypocreales; Nectriaceae. Gene Ontology annotation, molecular function: phosphoric diester hydrolase activity. Bases 1 to 1341 code for a protein of 446 amino acids. Gene Ontology annotation, biological process: lipid metabolic process. The record is from RefSeq and is a predicted model, not a curated record.